UAAGCUACGAAUCCGCUUCGUUUGAAAUUCGCGUUGCGAAUAUGCGUGUGUCGUUUCUGUAUCGUUUCAAAACCCAACGGUACUUUAAAUGUUGUGUUUAUGCACUAGGGUACAUUUUAUUGUUCAUAACAUCCUUUUUGUUUGUAGUGCUUCUGCUUUUUUGGUUGGAGGUCGAUGGGCUCUUGCUGACACCAGCAUUGUGGGCCUAAGUAAUAAAUCCUUCUCCGUUUCCUGCGCCAGUGUACCAUUUGUUACCAAGUUUCCUGAAAUAAAUCUAAAUAACUGGAUGUGCUUGCCUGUUUCUGCAGUCGACAAGUUACAGUCAGGUGAUGAAUGUUAUCGCUCAAAAAUGGAAGUGUUGUGCAUGGAACUCCAGGGUCGCUUGUGUAAGGAAAUUGAGAAGAUUGAUAAGAAGGCCAAGUUUAGAGUGGACAAAUGGGAGCGUCGUGCUGGUGGUGGCGGAAUUUCAUGUGUUCUAGAGAAUGGUGAUGUUUUUGAAAAGGCUGGUGUAAACAUCAGUGUGAUAAGUGGGAACCUUAGCGCUCAAGCUGUGAAAGAAAUGCGUGCAAGACAUAAUGAAAUUGAUCCUAAUAAAGAGUGCAAAUUUUUCGCUUGUGGUAUCAGUUCAGUUAUUCAUCCACUUAAUCCAUAUGUCCCUACAACACACUUCAAUUUUCGUUACUUCGAAGUUGAUUUGGGUAACAAUCGUAAAUGUUGGUGGUAUGGUGGCGGAGCAGAUUUAACUCCAUACUACUUAUUUAAUGAAGAUGCUAAACACUUUCAUGAGCAAUUAAAAUUGGCUUGUGAUCAACAUAACGAAUCGUUUUAUCCCCGUUUUAAAAAAUGGUGUGAUGAUUAUUUCUAUCUGACACAUCGAGGUGAGACACGUGGUGUUGGUGGAAUAUUUUUCGACGAUUUAGAUGGUACUUCACAAGAAAAAGUAUUCAGUUUUGUAAAAUCAUGUGCUGAAGCAAUCAUUCCAGCUUACCUACCGAUUGUUGAAAAACGAAAGCAUUUAGAGUAUACUAACAAAGAACGUGAAUGGCAGUUGGUAAGACGUGGACGUUAUGUUGAAUUCAAUUUAAUCUAUGAUCGUGGCACUAAAUUUGGUCUAGCCACUCCAGAAGCUCGUAUUGAAAGUAUUUUAAUGUCUUUACCACGUUAUGCUCAAUGGAACUAUUGUUAUGACAAUUCACAGGAUCCACGUAAUCAAUCUCUCAUUGAGGUGCUUAAAAAUCCUAAAGAAUGGGUUUAAACAUGAUAAUGUAAAUUCUUUUCUUUUAAAUAUUCAUUACACUGUUGUAUAAAGUUUUACUUCUUACAAUUUUAUCUCUUUAUUCUACCUCUAAAUUUAUUCAUGUAUAUCAUUAAUUAGUUUAUAUUGUAUUGUGAUAUGUACUUAUGAAUGUAGAAUACAUCAAUAGGUGUUUGUCUUUUAUUUUCAUGUUGGUUUAGUAGUCGAUUAGAUCCAACUUAUUGUACAAUGUUGUGAUGUUUGUUAAUGAAAGUUAAUAUUUAUUCAAACAUCACUCGUUUUUUGUUGUUGUAGUUAGUUCAAGUAUAUUGAGAUCAUAAGUUUGAGAACUGGAGUUUAACACAACUUUCCUAGUUUAACUCUCUCAACCAUUGUUACUACCUUGAUAUGGUGAUUGGGUUUGCCUAUUGUAAUGAAUCAAUCGAGCUAUACUGGCUGGAACAAUCAUUCUUCAAUGUCCGACUGUUAUUGGAACAUAGAUUGGAUUAAAGCAUGCUCAAUGUUUGAUUGCUUUAGCGCAUGCUGAUUGGAUAAGAAUUAGCCAGUCAGCGCUAGUCGAUACUUGGAGAAUACUCUAGAAAUCUUCUCAUGUAAAAACUAUAAAUAUACUAACGUGUUUUCCUAUUGUGCUUCUUACUUCUAUCUAACCUUGUUAUUUGGAAUAUAAUCUCUUUCCUGUU
Molecule: messenger RNA, 1935 nt
Organism: Schistosoma margrebowiei
Lineage: Eukaryota; Metazoa; Platyhelminthes; Trematoda; Strigeidida; Schistosomatidae
Source: the annotation of a GenBank genome assembly